AUGAUGGUCGACAUUGUACAAGUUUUGGGUACAGCAAAUGGAAAAUUUGAUUGUGUCAGUGGUUUAUGUAUAAAUUCAGCUCAAUAUAUUUAUGUAUCAGAUCGAAAUAACCACCGCGUACAAAUAUUUGACCGAUACGGAAGGUUUAUUCGCACUCUAGGUUCAACUGGAGACGAAGGUGAAUUAAAACAUCCGUGUGGCAUAGCAGUUGAUAAUCUCGGACACGUUUACGUUUGUGAUAAAGAAACGAAUCGGAUCGUUGUAUUCCAUGAAAGUGGACGAUAUAUGCGUUCAUUCGGUACUCGGGGUACAGGUCAAGUACAAUUCGAUAAACCAUCUGCUAUUGCGCUAACAACUGAUAAUCGUCUUGUUAUUAGUGACACAUCAAAUCAUCGAAUUCAAAUUUGUGAUCCAUUUGGAAUCUUUUUUCUCACGUUCGGUUCGGAAGGAACCGAAAACGGAUACUUUAAGUCCCCACGCGGAGUCACCGUCGAUUCGGAAGGUUUUAUACUUGUCGCUGAUUCGGGAAAUAGUCGUAUCCAAAUAUUUCGAUCGGACGGAACGUUUGUUUGUCCAUUUGGCUGUGAUGGAACAUCAGCGGGGCAAUUUCGACAACCAGAAGGACUAACUGUUAUGUCUAAUGGUGAUGUAGUCAUAGCAGAUAAAGAAAAUCAUCGGAUACAAAUAAUGUGA
Messenger RNA from Didymodactylos carnosus, 693 nucleotides. Lineage: Eukaryota; Metazoa; Rotifera; Eurotatoria; Philodinida; Philodinidae. The record is from the annotation of a GenBank genome assembly.